GGGGUAAUUUGAAUUACUUUUUUAAUGACUGGGGUUCCAUUUGACUGUUUGCAUUGAGAUUGCAAUGUGCGCAAUUUUUUUUGUAGUUGUGGCAUCUUGUUGACAUCGAAUAUGACUUUGAUAAUAAAUACCAGUUCCUGAAAAAAAAAGAAAAAGAAAAGCAGCGAUGUAUGCUUUGCUCUAUGCUAACAGUUUGUGCAGAUGUACCAUACUAGAAAAGUCAGAGAUGAGGUGGCUGAGUUGUUAGUUUUCAUUUGUAGGCCAGUGGUUAUAUGUUACGUAAUUUCUGAGUACAUUUUAAGCAAAAGAGAAAGUAGAGAUGUCUUUGAUUAUUGGACUGAAUUUACUGAAAACUAAAAUGUAAUAAUGUUUCACAUUUUUGUCUUUCAAGAAUAUCCCAAUACCAACCCUAAAAGAUUUUGCAAAGGCUUUGGAAACCAACACACAUGUGAAACAUUUCAGUCUUGCAGCCACCCGAAGCAAUGACCCUGUUGCUAUUGCUUUUGCAGAUAUGCUAAGAGUGAACAAAAAUUUGAAGAGCUUAAAUAUGGAAUCCAACUUUAUUACAGGAAUUGGGAUUCGAGCACUGAUCGAUGCUUUGAAAGAGAAUGAAACCCUGAUGGAACUGAAAAUUGACAACCAGAGGCAGCAGCUGGGGACAGCUGUAGAAUUGGAAAUGGCCAACAUGCUUGAGGAGAAUACCAAUAUCCUUAAAUUUGGAUAUCAGUUUACUCAGCAAGGACCCCGAACCAGGGCAGCUAAUGCAAUAACAAAAAACAAUGACUUAGUUCGCAAGAGACGGGUUGAAGGAGACCACCAAUAAGUCUGCAAACCUGUCAUAUUUGGAAGACAUUGAAAGAUCACCGAGGGUUCUUGUCAUAUCAGAUGUAAAAUUUUCCUGGGUAGAAGGGAAAAGACUGGAAAUCUUUUUUUUUUUUCUUUUUUUAAUUACAUGUAUCUUUUUUUCUAGUUUAAGGUUGUUACCAGUUUCAAACUGUAAAAUCAAUAGUAGGUGAUAUUUUGUAUACUAAAGCAUUAUUUCUGCUAAAAUUGAUUUUAAUUUAGCUUAAUUAAAUGUUUUGUGAUGAGUUGGGUUAAAAAAAAUACAGUUGUAAAAAAGUUUAGGAAGUCAUUUAUGUAGAAUAAUAUGAACAUUUUAAGGACCAAUAUUUUUUAAGUCAAAAAGGGACAUUGCUGAUGUCAGAACUGCUGUCGUACUUCUUAGGUACAAGGCACUUCAAAGCUUUCCUCAUUCCAUGGCAUGGAGACUUUUCCAUGUUUUCUAGAACACACACACUUCUUUCUUGAAAAAAGCAAAAUGCCAACAUCUUAAAACAGAUUACUUAAAACUUGGUCAUCUGUCUUAAGAGUCAAAGCAGGUCUCUAGGCGAGAGGAAGCGGUCUCCAGUGCUUCCCGCACACUGCACCUGUCUGGGGUGUCUCAGCACCUACAGUCUUUUUAAACAAAGUCAUCAGCUUGGCUAGGUUACACACUUUGUUUAAAAAGUAGUUAUGUCAAAAAAUAAAAAGUAGUUAUGUCUAAAUUCAUUACAGGCUUUCAUUUUAAUAAUGUGGGCAUUAUUAAAUUUUUGUGAAAGUUCACAGUAAAAAAAAAAUCUGAGUAGGAAAGCUAUUUUCUUCCCUGUAAAAGGCAUACAGCUCACUCUGUUAUUUAGGGUAAAAGGAAAAAAAGAGCAGUUGUUAAACACAUGAAAUCAGACUUAUUAAAUGGUGGAGAUUAAGUCUUAGGAGCAUACAGAACGGUCCUUUAAAUUGAUGGUUACUCUGAAGUAAAUUAGAAGCUGACCUGCGUAUACAUUAAGAGUUU
Molecule: messenger RNA, 1828 nt
Organism: Odocoileus virginianus texanus
Lineage: Eukaryota; Metazoa; Chordata; Mammalia; Artiodactyla; Cervidae
Source: RefSeq, a predicted model, not a curated record